ACUUAGCCUCUUCCUCUCUGCGACUAUGUUUGGUAAGAAAAAACGUUGUAUCCCAGAAUGCACUCGCUACAGUCCGGAAACGUCCACACAAGUGUGGCACACACACGCACACACACAACAGUUCUUUGGCGCCUCCGUCGGAUGAGAGGAUAAAUUCUGUAGCACAGCGCCGUUACAAUUUGCAAUGGCUGCAGCUUUGUCCCGUGCUCUCAAAUUGCCUGGGAAGAAGGGCUCGGAGCUUGGAGAGUAUGACCCCCUCACUCAGGCCGACAGUGAGGACGAGAGCGAGGAGGACGACCUGGUCCUCAACUAUCCCCGCAAUGGCCUGGGGAGGGGCAACUGCAUGGGUACAGGUACCUUAGAGCUGAGAGGGAGCAGAACAGGGAGGCUCGUAGGGGAUGAAGAUGAGGCAGAGGAGGACGAUGAUGAGUGGAGAGAACGGCUCCCUGGAAAAAAGAGGCAGGAGAGAGAGGAGAAGGGCAUGCAGUACUGGAGCCAGAGGGAGACAAACAGGGAUGAGGGAGUAGAGGAUGGAGGGGUGCUUGGGGCCUCUGGUGGCCCUGGAUUGAGUGUCAGUGCCAGUGCUGACCCGGACGGGAAGAAGGCUAAGGUGAGGGGAGCCAUCCGGGCAGCAUUUUUCCUGGUGCCUCUGGUCUGUGCCAUGCUGGUGGUGCUGCUGUGUGCCUUUCUGGUGCCUUGUCAGCAUGGGGAACUGGACAAACGGCCACAGUGGGAGAAAGAGCUGGGUGAUCAUGUGGGAGGUGUUACCCCACCUCCUCUUGCACUGUGGGAUGUUGACAAUGACUCAGUUGAGGAUGUGCUAAUAGGAGUCACUCAAAAGAGCAACAAUACCCAUCUCUCCAGUUCUGCGGGGAACAACAAAGAGUACAGUGUGGUGGCCCUAUCUGCAUUCAGUGGUGAGGUGCUUUGGAGGAGGGCCCUCAGGGAACCUGUGGAGUCCAUCCAGUGUGGGCUGCAGUACGAAGCCCAACCAUCACCACUGCCAGCAGGGGGCGCUGCCCUCAGAGCCCUCCCCAACAGCGCCAUUCCCCUAUCUGCCCUGAGAGACAGAGCUAGCGGCCCCGUGUGUCUGCUCAUCGAGUCUGCACACCUCACUGCUGUCAACGGCACCACAGGGAAGAAGCUGUGGUCGGUAGCACCAGGGGAGAUCCAGUCCCAGGCAGUUUCCCUGCCAGAUCUCCAAGGUGACUCUGUUCCUGACUUGCUGAUUGCCACUUUACCUGCUGACCAGGUGUCUGACCUCUCACUGCUCCUGCUGUCUGGGCUGACUGGAGCUAUGCUUGGACAUCCUGUGACCUUUAACCUCACAACCUUUAAUGUCUCUGGAAAGCUGAUCGGUCCCCUGUUUCAUGAGACACAGCUCGGGGCAUAUUACAUUCUAUUUGGACUAGGCACUGUAGAGGCUGUAUCCCUGGGAGAUAUUUACACUCGGGCUACUGGAAAAACACCAAUAUCCCCUGGUCUAAGACUGAAGGAACCUGGCUGGGAGAAGCUUAGGAAAACCAACUCCUCCCUCAUACACAUCUCCAGUGGAACUGAGCAAGUGGAGUUCUUGGUCCCCCUAGUGGCUGGCUUGUGUAACAACCACAACAGCCUGGACUCCAUCUCCAACCUCAACUCCAGCCGCAGUGACUGGGUGCUGGUGUGUGGCAAGCUCUCCAGCAAGCUCUCUGUGCUGAGAGAGAAGGACGCACACACCGAGUGGACUCUUACCUCCUCAGCCAUACACAGUCGUCCAGCACCAGGCCAAUUCAACGAUGAUGGAAUCCCAGAUCUCCUCAUACAGAAGUCUGGGGCCCCUAGAAUGAGAAAAGUUCAGGUGGUUGAUGGAGCCAGUGGGCGUAGUCUGUGGGAGACAGAGUUUAUUUGUCCACGCCUUGACCUGGAAGGUACCUCAAUCAUGACAUCUGGUCAAUCAGCUUUCCUUUUCUGGGCCGGUGACCCUGUCAGUCCACCAAAGAACCUCACCAAGACAACUGUGGCACCAGGGGCGGUUCAAGCCAUGCCAGUCAUCCGAAAGCUCUUCAUGUUACAUCCUGCAUAUCCCACAAUCCUCCUGGAGCUCGCCAGCACCACAGACACCAUUCUUACUGCUGCAGUGAGUUACCAGGAGCCGCAGAAGGAUGCCUCCUACAUUACCGUGUCCUCCCGGCCUACCUCUGGCCUGGGGCCUGGGUCUCGGGUGGUGAAGAGCAUGAGCCUCAGGGCAGCAAUCACUGCUGGACAGAUUGUGAGGCUGGGAGAGAGCAGCACCGCAGGGGUACCAGUCAGACCUGGAGUAUUUGAGAUAAACAAGUUCUUCAGGCGUCUCACCUUCAAAAACAAUUAGAGAGGAGUUAUCAUUUGCUGGUUCUACAUGAUCCGAGGGAAACCACUGGCGGGACCAAACCUGUGGAAACACCAAGUGAAGGAGAUUUAUCUCAAGCUGUUUACAUUUCCACUUUUGUCCAAAGUACGAUUUUAAUUACUAUUAUUACUCAUCACACUUGCUGAAAAAUAUUUAUUUUGCUGUAUUUGUAUUAUAUGUGUAUAUAUUAUGUGUUGACUUAUUUAUUGAUUACUAGUCCUUUUUAUUGAAUAUUGAAUUUAAUAUAUCAAUGACUAUUUACCUUGUUUGGGGUGAAUGGAAAUCAAAAUAUGUGAGUAAGUACAUAGAAGAAACUUCUGGAGAUCAAGCACAAUGAUUUGAAUGGUAGGUGUAAGUUGUCCAUUGCACAAUUGGCACCUCACUCAUUUAGUAUAUUUUUAAUCUACAGAAUGAGAGGCAAUUACCCAGUUAAUUCCUCCAAAUACAUUCAUUCCCCUCUCAUAUCCACUUUUUCAAUUAGGCAAUUGAGGUCUGUGUUCAAGCAGAAUUACCCAGUUAUGUAAAGGGGGUCUGUACAUAUUCUGGCUGUAGGGUAGAUUGGGGUAUGUUGAGCCAUUUUUUACAUUCAGCAUCACUACAUCAAGGAAAAUACAGUAUUCGUUCCAACAUUGAUAUCUACAUAUAUUUCAGGAUGUUGUUAUCCCUGAAAAUAAAUCCGAAUUCAUGUAAACAUUUAAGUUUUGAAAACAGCUCAUUCAAAAAAAAGUGGUUUCUUGGCACAACUUAUGGGGACAGGGUAGGUUGAGCUACCUUGGGUUAAGUGGGUGCUGGUAGGUCAAAGUUUAAUUCAUGGAAUGGGGGUGUGGUAUAUUGUAUAUCUGAAAUGUAUGUCUACAUUCAGAUAUAGAUCACUAUAUUCAAUAUUAUUAACCCUUCCAUUUCUUGACCAGUUGUCAGGGACAGGGAUGUUGUUUCAAUGUGCCAAUUCAAAGGCAUGUUCUCUGCAUGAGGCUACAAAGCCCAUGAAUGCAAAAAAUACUAAUACUAAUGGUGUACUAAGCUCAUGAAACUGGUCUGCAAGAUUCUUGAUAGGUUUAGCAUGCUCAGACUGUCAUUGGUUAAGACCUUGUGUGCCUCUGCUACUUGGUCACAUGAUUAAUGUUGUAUGGUUUCUUAGAAACAAGCGGUGGCUAAACUAACCUUAAGGCUCAACUUACCCCACUCUCCACAACAGUAUUUACUGAUAUGCUACUUACUGAAAGGUUUACAUUUCUUUAAUCAAUAACUAUUGUAGUGAUGAUACAUUAUUGCUGAGUGCCAUGUAUGGUAACUGCAUUUUAUUGCUAUUGGUACUUGUAAAUAUUGCUGACAUACUGGAAAACAUUUACCGAUUACAUGAAGAAAUAAAUGUACUGCUGCAAUUCUUAGUGUUUUGGACUAUAGCUGUACCUACGGAUUCAGCUCCGUUUGCAAUAAAUUAUCAUAAAAACACUUAAUUAAUCAUGAGAAAUAUUAGAGUAAAAGGAGGGCGCAGGCUCAGGGGCGGUGCUUGGGUGCAUCCAAAAUAAUCUCUUUCUGCAUUGCUGAGAGUGUCAAAGGCUUGGAAGAUGGCCUCGGGCUUGGUUCGUCAGGCCAGACUGUUGGUGUUGAAAAACAGUCAUGGACCAACAUUUUCUGGGUUUUAUGCUAAAGCAUUCGGAAAGGCACUCAUUACCGAACAGUUGUACUCAGCACCAGGUGGUAUUUUGCCAGAACCCAAGAAGGUGAGUGAUGUCUGUUGAAAAUAUGAGCAGGUCAUUUAUGAAAUGAAAGAGGUGGAGGGAGGAAUUUAGUAAAGGUGCCUGAAAGGUUUGUAAUUAACGUUAUAUCUUGUAACUUAAUAGGAAUGUUUAAUCGCAGGUAAGAUCUCGGUGAGCCUAUACCUCUCCAUUUCACUGGAAGUGUUAUAAUUACUUGCCUGUUUAAAUGUGUAAAGCAUGCAUCAUGUAUAUUAUUUAUGACAUUCAUUUUUUAUUUUAUCCUGGUUGUCAUUGUCUAUAAAAUCACACAGCAUUGCAGGCUAAUAUAGAUAUGUUUUUGUGAUGGAAUUGUUGACAAUUGAUCAGACCUCAUUUGGCCUUUUCCGGAUUGCUGUGGUUGUGAUCCCCUUCCUGUAUGUCGGAACUCUGAUCAGCAAUAACUUUGCUGUGCUGCUGGAAGAGCAUGACAUCUUCAUCCCUGAGGAUGAUGACGAUGAUGACUGAAGGGUCUGUAUGCUCCAACAUAUGACCUGGGUAUGUUGUAUGCAUAAUGAUCAAUAAAAUCAACUUCAGACGAUUCAUCUCUUAACAUUUAAGCAAUAAAGAUGACAUUUGACCUCACAGAAGAUGAGGCCUAUUACUGUGUUCUCCCUCAACAAAGCGUAAUGUGUCGCCUCUCAGACAAUGGGAAGACGUGUGACAGCUGAAAAGACUUGAGGAUCUCAAACUCAAAGCCUUUCUGGUGCUUCUCUCCCCAUCCAUUGUGAUGUGUGCCUGCCUGGAUACAGAGCUGUUUUAGAGAAGUGGUGGGACUAAUAACUAGGGAGGAAUAAUACAUGCACAGAUAAGUCUUACUAAAUAAAAUAGAUCAGUGUGCAGAAGGAAACCCUUGGAUCAGUUGCUUUUGAUUUAGCCAGUGAUAUCUUCUACAUUGAUGGAAAUAUUUGUUCUGCUUUCAAUCAUUCUGGGGAUAUUGACUUAUUUCAGGAAGACCUUAAACAGGUGACAGGCCUGCAUAGGUAUCCCUAUUUAUCUGGUUUCUGAUAUAGGUUAUCAAGAACCCUUGAUGCUUUUUAUUCCAACCUGUUGCAUUUGUUUUUGAUGAACUGAUCUAAUAAAGUCGACCUAUAUGUAAUGUC
This is a messenger RNA of Oncorhynchus tshawytscha (Chinook salmon), 5207 nucleotides long. Its product is annotated as protein FAM234B. Gene Ontology annotation, molecular function: protein binding. The record is from RefSeq and is a predicted model, not a curated record. The coding region runs from base 185 to 2350 and encodes 721 amino acids. NCBI's taxonomy places the organism in Eukaryota, Metazoa, Chordata, Actinopteri, Salmoniformes, Salmonidae. The transcript has 13 exons.